CAACGUGUUUGGGCUCUAGUUUGAGGUCUCAUUCAUUGCUUUUCUCGAUAGUAUUGUCACCGAAAAGCUGAUCCAAAGAUGUCUAAAGGAUAUUAUUACGACGAUUAUGAAGAGGACUACAAUUACGGUCCACAGGAUGGCUACGCCAUGGAUCCGAGUGACCCCAACUACGACAGCACUUACGCCCAGAACUUUGUGCCGGAUUUGGUUCAAGACUUUCUGGUGUUACUCCGGAAGGCGAUAAUCGACCGAAACGUUUACGACAUUCAGAACUUAUACGAAAACACUUUCGUUAAGCUCUCGGAAACCUAUUACUCGGACAGCCCGUGGCCUGAGAGGGAGGAGUUGGCAGCUGUGGUGCCUCUCGAAGAAUCCCAGAUCUUCACCAUUCUCUACAAAGAGCUGUAUUACCGCCACAUAUACGCCAAAUGUCAGCCAACUCUGAAGCACCGGUUCCUCUCGUACUAUAAUUAUUGCAAUUUAUUUAAUUACAUCUUAAGCGCCGAAAAGCCGGUCGCCUUAGAGCUGCCCAAUCAGUGGCUCUGGGAUAUCAUCGAUGAGUUCAUCUAUCAGUUCCAGUCGUUCAGUAUCUAUAAGGGAAAGACUAACCGACCCGAACAGGAAGAGGAACAGUUGCUGAAGAGUCCUCAGGUGUGGAACGUCCACUCAGUGAUCAAUGUCUUGCACUCUUUGGUCGAUAAGUCCAAUAUCAACGAACAGCUGAAGGAGUUCAGCAUUGGUCGCGACCCGGAUCUGGUGUCGGGAGAGUUCGGACGUCAGCCGCUCUACAAAAUGUUGGGUUACUUCAGUUUAAUUGGUUUACUUCGUCUGCACUCACUUCUGGGCGACUACUACCAGGCCAUCAAAGUCUUGGAGAACAUAGACCUCAACCGACAACAGCUGCAGAUGAUGGCGACGGCGCCAGUGCUGGCCUGUCAGACAACGACCUUCUAUUACGUGGGAUUCGCUUACAUAAUGAUGAGACGAUACUCG
Oppiella nova is the source of this 993-nucleotide messenger RNA. The record is from the annotation of a GenBank genome assembly. Lineage: Eukaryota; Metazoa; Arthropoda; Arachnida; Sarcoptiformes; Oppiidae.